UGUUACUGGCGACUGUCAGUGUAUUGUACUACUGCAUCGGGGUUUGUGUACCGUCACUGAGGUUAGGCGUAAACCGAUUCCCGUGUGUAGGCCUCGCGCGUCUCUGCUUAUGCCUGAGCUGUAGCCGCCGAUCUGCGCGCAGCGUGGGUGGAUCCUCGAUCGAAAGUAUAUACACGGUUUUUAUAACCGUUUGCGCGAGUGUUAGUCUCUUCGUAACAAUAAAAGUCGGUCCAACUCGGCGUCUCUUACCAAAUGUUAAUGCCUCAAAAUUAGAGAGUUACGGAAUUAUACAGCAUAUAGAAUAUCUCUUUGAGAUGAGAGAUGCUGACUGGACCGAAGGAUUUUCUCCGCGUUAAUUAAUCUUCUCCGUAUCGUAAUUAUUAGUGUCAUAGAGUGAAAGGGUUAAGAAACGAGAUAGAACCAAAUUAUACGGAGUACGAGAUGGCGAAAUGGAAUUCAACGUCGGUAGAACUCGGAAUUAUCAUCCUCGUAAUGUGUGUUUCGGCGUACGCUUUUAACCUUGACGCAAGAAUACCUGUUAUCAAACGAGGACCAGCGGGCUCGUAUUUCGGUUAUUCCGUUGCCGAGCAUCAGGAACUGCCAGAAGAAGGCAGCGGUAAACCAAGAAGCUGGAUGUUGGUUGGUGCUCCCUUGGGACAGAACAAGCAACCGCAAACCAAUAGGUCGGGUGCCCUUUGGCAAUGUCCUCUGAGCACUGUAACAGAGGAUUGCACUCAAGUUAUAACUGACGGACGUGCUACGGAAGAUGGUCUGAGCGAUCCAAGCUUCGAUUCUAAUAAACUGGAUCCUCCCAAACCUGACGAGAUCAAGGAUAACCAAUGGCUCGGUGUCACUGUCAAAAGUCAAGGUGUCGGUGGGAAAGUUAUGGUUUGCGCUCAUCGACAUGUCGUCAAGACUCCAGAUUCCAGAUGGGGACAAGGACAAUGUUAUAUUUUAACGCACGACUUGAAAUACCUCGAUCUAAAAAGGCCUUGUGCUGGAAAACCGACUACCAAAGCGCACGAACAAUUUGGCUAUUGUCAAGCUGGAACAAGCGGCAUAUUAACAUCGGAUGAUCGAGUUGUUAUCGGCACACCAGGACCGCACACCUGGCGCGGAACCGUUUACAUUUUCAGUGUUUCCGAUGAAUUUUUAACACGCGAUAAUACCGCUUAUCACGCGCCGAUGCAAGACGCUUCGCCCGUCAGCAAAUACAGCUAUCUCGGCAUGUCAGUGACCGUUGGCAACUUUUUCGGCCGUGAUUUGGCCUAUGCAGCAGGUGCUCCCCGUGCAAAUGGCACGGGCCAAGUAAUAAUUCUCACCCGCCAACAUCUCAGACCCGACAUGGACGUAACUUUGACUUUGGACGGUGAACAAUUCGCUUCAAGUUUCGGUUACGAAAUUGCGGCUGCUGAUGUCAACGGUGACAAAAUUACUGAUCUCAUAAUAUCCGCACCGUUUUACUUCAACAAAGCCGAAGGUGGAGCAGUUUACGUUUACACGAAUUUGUGUAAAACGAAAAAGGAGAGCAAUGAAUGUAAACCGACGAAACUCGUAGGUCGUGAAGAAUCGAGGUUUGGCUUUGCUCUCGCGAAUUUAGGUGACCUUAACAAGGAUGGAUUCGAGGAUAUCGCGAUCGGUGCGCCUUACGAGGGAAAAGGAACCGUUUAUAUUUAUUUGGGAUCGAAAAAAGGAUUAAUCACUGUUCCGUCGCAGGUUAUUCAUGCGGAAGACACUCCAGUUCCUCUCGCAACAUUUGGAUACUCGUUGAGCGGUGGAAUCGACAUGGAUAGGAAUGGAUAUCCUGAUCUCCUCGUUGGUGCUUACGACGACGACGCCGUGGCUCUGUUUCGAGCGAGGAAAAUCAUUGAUAUUACGACUUCGAUACGUUAUUUAAAGAAAAAUGGUACUUAUCAGGACAAAAUCGAAGCUAUUGACCCCAACAAACUGGGAUGUACGGCCGAUCCAACUUCGAAUUACACUUGUUUUACGUUUGAGGCUUGCUGCAGAACGGAAUCGUUAACGAAAAAUGAAGACAUGCAAUAUCUGCAGUUAAAUUAUUACAUCGAAGCUGAGACUUAUUCGGGUGUUAGAAAGUUCUCCAGAGUCUGGUUUGGAUCAGGAAAAACGAAAUCUCAUUAUGUGAAUCGCACGGUCAGUUUAGACCCAUCGAAACUCGUACACUGUCAACGAGAAACAGUUUAUCUGAAAGAAAACACGAGAGACAUACAGUCUCCGAUCAAAUUUCGUCUUAAUUACACUUUGGUUCAAGAAGAACCGAUUAUGCCACUUGAAGGCCGUCCUCUUCCGGAUAUAAAAAAUUAUCCUAUUUUAAAUCAACAAGAAGCUGCCAGAAUUUUCGAAGCCACUUUCCAAAAAGACUGCGGCGAUAAUGACAUCUGCGAGAGCGAUUUACAAGUUGAAGCUCGAUUGAACUUGUCCGCCUCAGCAGUAAAGCCCAAUUUCUACGAACUUUUGUUGGGCGAAGUAGAAGAAGUUGUGGUUGACGUGAAUGCCGCAAAUAUCGGCGAAUCCGCAUACGAGGCACAAGUUUUUAUCGUACAUUCACCGAGCUUGAAUUACAUUGCGAGCAAAAGCAACGAAUCGGUUAUUUGCAAUCUGCACAAUUCAACAACGGUCGUAUGCGCAAUUGGAAAUCCAUUCAGAAAUUCGAAAGCUGUUAAUAUUCAAGUCAGAUUCGAUCCGAAAGGCGUCGAGGAUGACGAGCCUCAACUUGGUUUUGUUAUUUUUGCUAAUUCAACAUCCAAGGAGGUUACUGAAAAAGAACCAACCAAAUUACACGCUGUUGUACUUAAGAGAGCUGAACUUUCCAUCAAGGGGAGCGCCAAAACUCAAUGGGCCUAUUAUGGUGGGCCCGUCGUCGGCGAAUCAGCGAUAAAACAUUUGAACCAAAUCGGGCCCAAAGUGUCACACAUUUAUCAAGUUUUCAAUGAAGGUCCCUGGAAAGUUUCAAGCGUCGAUGUUCAUAUUUCGUGGCCUUACGAGGUUGCCAAUGACAAACCUCAUGGGAAAUGGCUUUUGUAUCUCGAGGAAAUGCCUACGGUGCAAGCUCUCGGAGAUCUCGGAGACUGUACCCUUGCUCCUGGCCACGUCGUGAAUCCAUUGAAGCUUCAAGGUAGCAUGAGCAUGGAUGAUUUUGAUCCAUUAUUUUCGACGACUACAUAUCCGCCAAUAACUUAUUACCGAAAUCGUACUUACAAUCAUAUUAGAGAGAGGAGAGACACCGAAAAAGUGGUGAAUACAAGAACCAUCAUCGACAACGAUGGGCAUCGUCAUCAAGUAGUAUCGAUGAAUUGCAAAGCUGGGACCGCUAAAUGUUUCGAUAUAAAAUGCACCAUUUACAAUUUGCAAAGAAAGCAAGAAGCAACGAUCACGGUUAAAGCGAGACUUUGGAAUUCGACCCUAGUGGAAGAUUAUCCGAAGGUUGAUAUGGUGAGGAUCGGUUCAAAUGCAAGGAUCGUUAUUCCCUCAAACGUUGAAAUCCAACAAGAAAACAUGAGCGAUGACCAAGCGAUCGCUGAAACAAUUGCUUAUCCCGAUCUUUUGGAUCAACAAGAAGGCGAGCCGGUGCCUAUUUGGAUAAUAAUCGUAGCGAUAAUCGCGGGUCUGUUGCUGCUUAUUCUUUUGAUCCUCGUGCUAUGGAAACUAGGCUUUUUCAAGAGACGUCGACCAGAUCCUACUUUGUCAGGUAAUCUUGAGAAGCACAGAGAAGCUGAUAAUCCCGAGAAUGAAGCACUUUUCAAACAUUGAGAGAGUCGAGAUAAAACAUUAGAAAACCUCGACAACGUGAGCUUUAUAUAUAUAUAUAUCUAUAUAUGAGAAAAGCAGCUGCAGAUGAAGUAUCACUGCCAUAAAAUAAAACACCCUGAGAAAUCUAAUCGUCCAACCAGUGAGCUUGAGAUUUGAAUAAUCGAGAUCUGGUCCCUGACGAAGAAAAAAAUCAACUCAAGACUGACAUACGCACCGGUACUAUAUUUUACUACUGAGGCCAAUAGAUCAUUUUUUAAAAUCUCUCAAUAUCAAGGACGAGUAGAAAUAACAAAAAUCACAAAAAUUAUUUUUAUUGAAAUAAUUGUAACGUACGAUUGUUCGCAUUUUUGCGAAAUUAUCUUUUUUUUUAAUGAAUUUCUCUUGGAAGGAAUACAUUUUCUUCUUGUUAACGAAAUAUCUCAAAAUGUUCUGAAAUAUUUAGAACUGACUUAAACCUUCUGCUUGUCGUGGAGUAUAUUACGUAGAUUAAUCGUUGCGAAACAGCUCCUGUUCUCGUCGUCGAUCGACGGUAAUUGCAUUUAAUUAUUGCACAUAUUCAUUUUAAAAAAUUGUCAAACUUGAUCGUGUAGAAAUAAUUGUCGAUAAACUUUUGGAAAUGAUUUUUUUUAUUUUCAUCAACGGUUUCAUUUGGAUCGCUUCAAAUCCGUUGGUGAAAUGUGAAACUAUAGCGAGACAUGAAAAUAUCACGUAAGAUACACGCACACUAACUUAACUACUCGUGUAAAAUACUAUCAUUUUACGCGACUAUCGGAGACUUAUUUUUAAUAUAUAUUCUAUAUAUAUAUAUAUAAAUUUUUUUUCUUAAUGGAAUUUUUUAUGUCCAGCAUUAAUUGCGAUUUAUGAUUGAUUCGAAAAACGUUUCGACUUAAGAAUGAAAGUUGAUUCAGAAUGGUUCAACUGGCGACCUGAAUUACGGAUUUUACUGAAAAUUGUUAUUCGUCUAAUUUUAUUGUUUCCGAAAGAAAAAAAAACGAUUUGUAAACUUUUAGAAUUUUAUUAAUUUUUCUCGUUUGACUCGUAUCUCGAUAAAUCAUCCAACCAUAAAACUUGAAACUAUUUUUAUACGAAAAACAAAAGAUGCAACCAGUGUUAUUGAUGCGUGUUAAAAAAAUAGAAAUUCUAGGAAGACGAGCUUAUUUAAAAAAAUCGACUAGAUUUAUUGUUGACGAAUUGCAUUCAUGUCGUGGCAUUGAUUUUCUUAUCGGGCCUUUUUUAACUUGGGGGUAUAACACAGACGAGUACUUAAAAAUCAACUUUACGACGUCGGUUAACCUAAUUCAUACAUUGUUUUUAACGAUUUUAAAUCAACAUUUCUCGUUUUUUUUCUCUAACGAGUGUUAAUUAUCGACAAACAUUCCUUCAAAUUGACUAAAGUCUCUGCAACGUUUGAAAAACCUUGAACUAGUAAAUAAUUAAAAUAAUACGCAAAUGGAAUGAUACUUAAGUGCUUUACUUUUAUGUAAAUUAAUUAAUUAAGCGAUUAAUUAUUCAGAGUCUACUUAAGAUACAAAAAAAUGCGACGAAAUAAUUUGAAAAAUCAUAUAAACUGUAAUCUCGAAAAAUAGAUCAAGAUUCACAGAACCA
Molecule: messenger RNA, 5376 nt
Organism: Venturia canescens
Lineage: Eukaryota; Metazoa; Arthropoda; Insecta; Hymenoptera; Ichneumonidae
Gene: mew
Product: multiple edematous wings
Exons: 16
Coding region: 442-3771 (1109 amino acids)
Biological process (GO): integrin-mediated signaling pathway; cell-cell adhesion; cell adhesion mediated by integrin
Cellular component (GO): external side of plasma membrane; integrin complex
Molecular function (GO): integrin binding
Source: RefSeq, a predicted model, not a curated record